Encephalitozoon romaleae SJ-2008 is the source of this 1662-nucleotide messenger RNA. Its product is annotated as zinc metallopeptidase. The transcript has a single exon. Gene Ontology annotation, molecular function: metallopeptidase activity. The coding region runs from base 1 to 1662 and encodes 553 amino acids. The record is from RefSeq and is a predicted model, not a curated record. NCBI's taxonomy places the organism in Eukaryota, Fungi, Microsporidia, Unikaryonidae.
AUGCUUUUAUUUGUGCUGCUCGCUUUUGUGCCUUGUAAAACAGAAGAAAUAAGCAUGGUGUUUGCGAGCUUGGACAACAGAAUCAUUCCCAUGGAAAGCAUUCCCUUAUCUUCUAAUCUCAUUCUAACCUUUAGGGCCUUUGGAAGGGAAUUCAGGCUUAGAUUGAGCGAUUCGUCUCUUGAAGCCAAUGGAGUGCUUAUGAGACAGAACCUCUGCGACUUUUCUAUUACAUGUCUUGACAGAGAAGAAUGUUAUGGGUCGAUGUCCUUUUGCAACUCCAUCCGUGGAUCAUUUGUGUUCUCUGGAAUCAUGUAUCAAAUCAAAUCAACCGAAGAUGGAAGAGUUGAAAUCGAGGAACUAGGACAGGCCUCUAUGCAUGCACAAAAGGAUGCCAAGAAGCAUGUUGAAGCAAGAGGAGGGAAAAGAGUUAUCAAGGUCUUUUUGAUUAAUGAUUACGACAGAGUCCAAGAGAUAGGUCCAGAUAUAAACCUUGACACCAUGGAAAUAUUCAAGAAUGCGAGGAAUGUGUUCGAAGGAAAUAAAUGGAACAUUCAUGGAAUCAAACUAUCGUUGAAUGGUAUACUCAAUGUUGUAGAUAAACCUCUGGUGCAGGAACCUUUUAGCAGAUUGCAUAAUCUGGGAAUGACAGAAACCAGGGACUUCAAUCCAGAAUACAUAGAAAAGGCUGAUAGUAUCAGAGUGCUGAGUGCUUUCAGCCGAAUUCUUGGAUCUGCCAGGACAGACACAGAUGCAGGGUCAUUUCUAGAGACAUCAAACUUGAUUCUUCUUCUUCAAACAUCCAGCAUAAAGGUGAAUGGGCUGACGUUUGUUGGAGGAAUAGGCUCUUCUACCAGAAGAUUUGGUGUUAUCAGAAUCUCUGAAUCAGAUUCAUACUUCUAUAAAGGAAAGGUGCUAGCACAUGAAAUAGCACAUGGCCUAGGAGCAGAGCACGAACUAGAUGAAAAAUGCUUGAUGAGAGAAGAGGAGAGUCCAUUAGAGAAGGAAGAAAAUGCUGUACUCAGUCACAAGACCAUAAAGAAGAUAGAGAACUUUAUCCUGAAAAAUGAAUCGAAGUUUGGUGAGGUAGAUACAUGUGGAAACGGGGUGAUGGGAGAGGGGAAAGAGUGUGAUUCGGGGCUGCCGAAUGGCUCUAUCUGCUGCACCAGUCAAUGCAAGCUGAGGUCUUGGGCGCAAUGCGACGAUAGAAAUGGAAGAUGCUGUAUAGAUUGCGAGUUGCUCCCAAGAAAUACGACGUGUAAGGAAAAAACCUUAAACGUUCACAAGAUGGACUGUGAAGAGGGUAGCUACUGUGAUGGAAAGUCCCCCGAAUGCAGGAUCAGGUAUGUAAAGGACGGAUUAAGACCCGUUCCAGAAGGUGCCUGCAAGAAGGGAGUACUGCAAACAGAAGCUUUAAUGUGUGAGAGGGUUGGAAGGUUUUCUAGUGAGAAGUGUCCAUCUAGAGACGGAAAUCUCUGGUGCCUUGACCAGUAUGAUGUAUGCUUCCCUGUUUUUACCUCAUUUUCCUCUUCCAUAAAACUACUGCAUCUGAGAAGUCAAGAAGUCAAACCUUUAACCAUUAUUACAAAUAGAUCUAUGUUAUUACUAAUAGGUAUAUCAAUUUGUUUAUUGGUUGCCUCCAAGUUCGUUAUUCUAAGAAGAUAA